GCAGAUCCCUGCAGCCCGGCAGGAGAGAAGGCUGAGCCUUCUGGCGUCAUGGAGAGGCUCGUCCUAACCCUGUGCACCCUCCCGCUGGCUGUGGCGUCUGCUGGCUGCGCCACGACGCCAGCUCGCAACCUGAGCUGCUACCAGUGCUUCAAGGUCAGCAGCUGGACGGAGUGCCCGCCCACCUGGUGCAGCCCGCUGGACCAAGUCUGCAUCUCCAACGAGGUGGUCGUCUCUUUUAAAUGGAGUGUACGCGUCCUGCUCAGCAAACGCUGUGCUCCCAGAUGUCCCAACGACAACAUGAAGUUCGAAUGGUCGCCGGCCCCCAUGGUGCAAGGCGUGAUCACCAGGCGCUGCUGUUCCUGGGCUCUCUGCAACAGGGCACUGACCCCACAGGAGGGGCGCUGGGCCCUGCGAGGGGGGCUCCUGCUCCAGGUGGGCCUCAGCCUCCUCAGGGCCCUGUUGUGAGGGCCCUCCCUUUACGCCCCCUCCUGGCCCUGCUGGCCCAUCCCGUCUCCUGCCUCCAACUGCCAUCCUGCCUCCGCCCCUUCCAGGACACUGGGGGGGGACCCUCCCUCUCUGAGGUGGUGGGGAGGGUGCCAUUGCCUCCAUCCCGGAUCUAGCCACCUCACUCCUCCCCACCGGGGGCCCCUUUGCUGGAGAACCCCAAGGAUUCAGCAACUGCUCCUCCUGGGGAAGGACAGUGCCUCUGAUGUGGGUGAUGGGAAGGACGGUGCCUCUGAUGUGGGUGAUGGGAAGGACGGUGCCUCUGGUGUGGGUGAUGGGAAGGACGGUGCCUCUGGUGUGGGUGAUGGGAUGGACGGUGCCUCUGGUGUGGGUGAUGGGAAGGACGGUGCCUCUGGUGUGGGUGAUGAGAAGGACGGUGCCUCCGGUGUGGGUGAUGGGAAGGACGGUACCUCCGGUGUGGGUGACGGGAAGAAUGGUGCCUCCAGUGUGGGUGAUGGGAAGGAUGGUGCCUCUGAUGGGCAAUGGGGAAGGAUGGUGCCUCCGGUGUUGGGUGAUGGGGAAGGACGGUGCCUCUGGUGUUGGUGGUGGGAAAGACAGUGUCUCUGGUGGGCGAUGGCCCCUUGCAUGAGGCCCCUUGCCCUGAAUGCUGUCCAGGACCCUUCGAGGGGCAGAAGAACCUGGGUGCGGCCACAGCUGGGGCUCCCACUCUGCCUUCCCAUUUCCAGCCCCCUCUGCCCAAGGGAAACCCAGGAAGGAUAACACUGUGGGUGCCCCCACCUGUGCAUUGGGACCACGACCUUCACCCUCUUGGAGACAAUAAACUCUCAUGCCCCCA
Homo sapiens (human) is the source of this 1300-nucleotide messenger RNA. It is a transcript of the gene LY6L, whose product is annotated as lymphocyte antigen 6 family member L. Lineage: Eukaryota; Metazoa; Chordata; Mammalia; Primates; Hominidae. The record is from RefSeq and is marked validated. Gene Ontology annotation, cellular component: plasma membrane. The transcript has 4 exons. The coding region runs from base 49 to 465 and encodes 138 amino acids.